Arachis stenosperma is the source of this 5327-nucleotide messenger RNA. RefSeq lists its product as uncharacterized. NCBI's taxonomy places the organism in Eukaryota, Viridiplantae, Streptophyta, Magnoliopsida, Fabales, Fabaceae. The transcript has 8 exons. The record is from RefSeq and is a predicted model, not a curated record. Gene Ontology annotation, molecular function: helicase activity. Bases 575 to 4735 code for a protein of 1386 amino acids.
AGUUACCCACCCUCGCCCCUUUCUCUCUGCCCCUUUCUCUCGCAACCUUGGUAAGAAGUGAAUGAAUAGAGAGGGUUGACCACUUUUAUUUGUGCCAUUAUUUCUGAUGUGGUUUUUAAUUGGGGGAAUGAACAAACUGGUUUGAUCUUUGUUAUGGAGGGUGAGUUUGAGGAUAAGAUCCUACUUGUAAGGGAAUGGUUCUGAUAGAAGGGUUUUCGAUGAGUUGGUUGGUAUUGAAACCCUAGAUGUAUAAGUUAGGCCACUCUCAGUGUUUUGAUGGCUUGCAGAUAAAUUUAGAGGAUUUUUUGAUCCGGGAUUAUAAGAGUUGAGGAUUGCUAUUGACCUCUUGGAGUAUCUGUAUUUGAUUCAGCUACGUUCGAUUGGGGCUAUGUCUCAUGUUCUCUGGCAGUUGAAGGGAGUUAUUUUUUGUUGAAGAGUGGGAUUGGAAAAUUGAAUCCAUUUACAUCCUCAUUGUGGGCAUGUCAUGGACAUUGUCUGUUAAAAAGAAUAGAAGUAUAGUGCCCGUUCAACUUGAAUAUAAUCCGAAUUUAGUUUGUAUCCAUAUGCAUAGGAGAUGGGUUCUCGAGGAAGGCCAUUAUUUGAUCUCAAUGAGCCACCUGCAGAAGAUAAUGAUGAGAGGGAUGGUAUUAUUUGUCUCCAGCCCCAAAAGACUCAGCCAUCAACAAAUCCUAACUCUUCUGAUUUAUUUGCAGCAUCAUCUGCUGCCCAAGGAAUAAUAAAUAAUCAUGCUUUUUCACAUGCGUCAUCUGUCUCUGGAUUUCAACCUUUUGUUCGGCCUAAAUCCUCCUCUUGUAUCCCUGAUGUAGAUGCUGUAUCGAAGGGAGCAGAAGAACAAGAUACAAAUGCUAGUUCCAAGUCUGGCAAAGAGGACGAUUUGAAAGUUUUGGAUUCACGGAUACUAAGUUCAGCAGCUGCUCAAUCCACAGAGAGGGAAGAAGGGGAAUGGUCUGAUGACGAGGUCUCUGCCGAUGUAAAUGGAUCUCAUAAUUUGCUCCAACAAAGUCAAGUGUCACAAGAGCAAACAACAUCUGGAAUGGUGGAUGGGGGUGGAGUGGCUUCUGAAAGGAAGUCUAGCAAUAUUACUUCUGAAAGCAAGUCUGGUAAUACUAAAGGUCCUGAUAGUACAAUUGAUGAAAAGAGUAGCCGUGCCUCUGUAGGUCUAGAGUCAAAUUCUACCGAACAGAAGAGCAACAUUGUCCCAAAUUCAGAUGGCAGUAUAAAAAGUGAAGCUUCUAAUGAUGCUCAAGAGGAGCCCAGUUUGAUUCCUAAGCAAAAAGAAGUGAAAGGUAUUGAAGCUAGUCAUGCUCUUAGGUGUGCAAAUAAUCCUGGGAAGAGAAAGAUUGACCAGCGCAAAGAGGAAAUGUUGGGAAAGAAACGAAAUAGACAGACUAUGUUUCUUAACUUGGAAGAUGUCAAGCAGGCAGGUCCUAUGAAAUCUUCAACACCAAGAAGGCAGAAUUUUUCAUCGCCUAUUAUAACUCGUACCAUAAAGGAGGUCCGUAAUGUUCCUGCACAAGUUGAGCGUGUUGGAGCAGCUAAGGAUCAGAAACAGGUUGAGACAUCUUUUGCUGAAGGUGGCAUCCAUGCUGACUUACAUGAACCUAAAUCUGAUUCUAAUGGUGAUAAUUCUGGACCACUUGGUAGGUCUAGGAGGCUAAACAGUGAGACGGAACCUCCGGCAGAGGUUAAUUUACCACCCAUUCCAAGACAGGGUUCAUGGAAACAACUAACAGAUUCAAGACAGCAGAAGAAUGUACUUGGUUCAAGUAGGAAGUUGGGACAGACUGGUCAAAGCUCCAACUCCAAUGAUGUCAAGGUGGGAAACAAAAAACAUGCUCCUAUGAAGAAGCAGACUCCUGUCAGCAUCCAGCCCCAAGACACAUCUGUUGAACGCCUUAUACGGGAGGUUACCAGUGAAAAAUUUUGGCACCACCCAGAGGAAACUGAGCUACAAUGUGUUCCUGGACGGUUUGAGUCGGUCGAAGAGUAUGUCAGAGUAUUUGAACCUUUACUCUUUGAGGAAUGUCGGGCUCAAUUAUACAGUACAUGGGAGGAAUCAAUGGAGACAGUAUCAAGGGAUACUCAUAUUAUGGUGAGAGUAAAAGCAAAUGAAUCAAGAGAAAGAGGAUGGUAUGAUGUGAAACUACUUCCUCCAUUACAUGACUUCAAAUGGCCAUUUAAGGAGGGAGAUGUUGCAGUCCUAUCAUCUCCUAGGCCUGGAUCAGUCAGGUCCAAGCAGAGCAGUGCAUCUUUAGCUCAGGAUGAUGGGGAAGCGGAAAUCACUGGACGAGUGGUUGGAACAGUUAGGCGACAGAAACCUAUUGAUACCCGUGAUCCAACUUGUGCAAUUCUCCAUUAUUAUGUUGGGGACUCUUAUGAUCCUAUCAGGGUUGAUGAUGAUCAUAUCAUAAGAAAACUUCAAAUUGGAAGCAUUUGGUACCUCACAAUACUUGGAUCUCUUGCUACCACACAGAGGGAGUAUGUUGCUCUACAUGCAUUUCGUCGGUUAAAUUCACAGAUGCAAACUGCUAUCCUUCAACCUAGUCCUGAACACUUCCCUAAAUAUGAGCAGCAAACCCCAGCCAUGCCUGAAUGCUUUACACCAAACUUUGUUGAUCAUCUUCGUAGGACCUUUAAUGAACCCCAGUUGGCAGCAAUCCAAUGGGCUGCCACGCAUACAGCUGCUGGUACAAGUAGUGGAACAACAAAAAGGCAAGAACCGUGGCCCUUUACCCUUGUUCAGGGACCUCCAGGAACAGGAAAGACGCAUACUGUAUGGGGAAUGUUGAAUGUCAUUCACCUUGUGCAGUAUCAGCAUUACUAUACCUCCUUGCUUAAGCAUGUAGCCCCGGAAAGCUACAAGCAAGCUAAUGAGAUCAGUUCAGAUAAUGCACCCAUGGGAUCUAUUGAUGAAGUUCUUCAAAACAUGAACCAGAAUCUCUUGCGUACUUUGCCUAAGUUGGUCCCCAAACCUAGAAUGUUGGUUUGUGCUCCAUCUAAUGCUGCCACUGAUGAGCUUCUUGCUCGUGUCCUUGAUCGUGGAUUUAUUGAUGGUGAGAUGAAAGUAUAUCGACCCGAUGUGGCUCGAGUUGGGGUUGAUUCUCAGACACGUGCUGCCCAAGCAGUUUCUGUUGAGCGUAGAACUGACCAGCUUUUGGUCAAGAAGGAGGACGAAGUUCUUGGAUGGAUGCAUCAGUUAAAGAAUCGCGAGGCUCAGUUGACUCAGCAGUUACAUUGUCUUCAUAGAGAACUUAAUGCUACUGCCGCUGCAGUUCGUUCCCAAGGAUCUGUUGGUGUAGACCCUGAUGUUCUCAUGGCCAGGGAUCAGAGUCGGGAUGCUCUACUGCAAAAUCUUGCUGCUGUAGUUGAAGGAAGGGACAAGGUUUUAGUUGAGAUGUCUCGCCUUGCACUUUUGGAAAGUAGGUUCCGACCUGGUAGUGGUUUCAAUAUGGAUGAGGCCCGUGCCAGUUUGGAGGCCAGUUUUGCCAAUGAAGCAGAGAUAGUUUUCACUACAGUUUCCAGCAGUGGUCGCAAGUUGUUCUCUCGUCUUUCCCAUGGUUUUGAUAUGGUGGUCAUUGACGAGGCAGCUCAAGCUAGUGAGGUGGGAAUUCUGCCUCCCCUCUCUCUUGGUGCAGCUCGAUGUGUUCUGGUCGGAGAUCCUCAGCAGCUUCCUGCUACAGUUAUUAGCAAGGCUGCUGGAACAUUGAUGUACAGUAGGAGUCUUUUUGAGAGAUUCCAACAAGCAGGUUGCCCGACAAUGUUGUUGUCUGUGCAGUAUAGAAUGCAUCCCCAAAUUCGAGAUUUCCCUUCUAGAUACUUCUAUCAGGGGCGCCUUACUGACAGUGAAAGCGUGGUUAAAUUGCCUGAUGAGGUAUACCACAAGGACCCUUUACUUAGACCUUAUAUAUUCUAUGAUAUCAGACAUGGACGGGAGUCUCACAGGGGUGGAUCAGUCUCUUAUCAAAACAUACAUGAAGCACAAUUUUGUCUCCGAUUGUAUGAGCAUCUUCAGAAAACUUUGAAAUCUUUGGGUAUGGGAAAGAUUAGUGUUGGAAUAAUUACUCCUUACAAGCUGCAGCUGAAAUGCCUCCAGCGUGAAUUUGAGGAAGUCUUAAAUUCAGAAGAAGGGAAGGACCUAUAUAUUAAUACUGUAGAUGCUUUCCAAGGUCAAGAACGAGAUGUCAUUAUAAUGUCAUGUGUGCGUGCUUCUAGUCAUGGUGUUGGCUUUGUUGCAGAUAUUAGACGGAUGAAUGUUGCACUUACACGUGCAAGGAGGGCCCUUUGGGUCAUGGGAAAUGCAAAUGCUCUGGUACAAUCUGAUGAUUGGGCUGCGUUGAUUACUGAUGCAAAAUCCCGAAAUUGCUAUAUGGAGAUGGACUCCCUUCCGAAGGACUUUAUGGUAUCGAAGGGACCUACUUACACGCCACUGCCUGGUAAGGCUUCCUCAAAUAUGAGGGGCAUGAGAUCAGGUGGACAAAGAUUUAGAGGAAUGGAGGCGCAUGGGGAGCCCAGGAUGGGCGCACCAUGUGAAGAUGAUGAAAAGAUGGGUGCACCAGCAAGCUUCAGAAAUGGGAAUCAUCGAUCAUCAAGAUAUCCAAUGGAGAAUUCUUUAGACGAUUUUGACCAUAUGGGCGAUAAAUCCAGAGAUUCCUGGCAGUAUGGUGCACAGAAGAAGCAGAACUCUGCUGGAAAUGGGGGAAAGAGAGAUGUGUAACCAUGGCUUAUCUGCACAUUAUUGUCCAUCUUGAGGGGGAUUUAUGGGGCUAUCUGACUUCCUAAUUCUGUGAUCUCUCACCGUGGAAAGCUUGCAGACUGGAUCGGCCGGAGCUGUAUGAGCCCAAGACAAAGAUAUGCACAGCCUUGGAGGACAGACCAGCAUCCAGUGUGGAUAAGGCCUACAUUGUUACGUCAGACACGCGUUGGUUCAUGCAAUUUUGUACAGCAGAUUGAUGUGCUGCGCGGAAGACUGCAGACUUUAGUCCGCCAACAAUGUAUGAAAGUGAACGGGGACCAAGCUGGUUGGAGGCGGAGUACUCAUUUUUGUGUCAGUACCAAAUAUUAAAGGAAAACUGCUACAGGGAAUUUUAGGGAUCUAAGGUAGUAGUUUGCUGUCAACUGACUCUGUACAUAACAUGGAUUCACAACAUUGUUUUUAGCAAAUUGUUUUGUGUUUCAUUUAUGUUAAACGGAAGUGUUUCACUUCCAAAGGAGGAAGAAAAGGUUACCCUUCUUUUCUUGUUACUUCAAUACCCAAAAGGUGUGCUUGUAUGACAUUUUCAUUAUUUAAUUAAUUUUUUUAAACGGUC